GUUUCACAAUAAAAACCAAGAGUUUCCUCUCCUAACUUCCCAAUUUCCAAUUACCUUUCUCUCAUAAGUCUCAGGAGCUUGGAGUCUCUCUCUUCCAACUACUCUACACCCACCAACCACCAACACUCUCCUAAUUACAAACUCCUUCUCCUCUCAUCUCCAUUUAUAUUCUCACAUUCAUUUUUCUCUUUGCACCGGAAUUCCAAACUGACCUGUCUUUACUAUAUAAUUUGCUACGGAUUCCGGUGACACUAUCAAAACCCAAAACAACAACAACAACAACCAAAAAAAAAAAAAAAAACAGAACUAAAUGCAACCAUCGUCAUCGUCAUCGUCGAACUCAAUGAAAGUGUCGCCGAUGGAUCUGAUGUCGGCAAUUAUUAAAGGGAAGUUCGACCCGUCCAACGUGUCCUCGGCCAACGAUGUCGCUUCCAUUAUGUUCGAGAAUCGGGAGAUGGUGAUGAUUCUCACGACCUCGAUCGCGGUCUUGAUCGGCUGCGUCGUCGUUUUGAUUUGGCGCAGAUCCAGCAGCUCUCAACCUUCGUUGCCGGUGCUUCCUAAGCCGUUGAUCGUGAAAGAGGAGGAGGUCGAAGUUGACGAUGGCACGAAGAAAGUCACCAUCUUCUUCGGCACUCAGACCGGCACUGCCGAAGGCUUCGCCAAGGCUUUAGCUGAGGAAGCCAAAGCGCGGUACGAGAAAGCCUCGUUUAAAGUUGUUGAUUUGGAUGACUAUGCCGGCGAUGACGAAGAAUACGAGGAGAAAUUGAAGAAAGAGAGUUUGGCUUUCUUCUUCUUGGCCACAUAUGGAGAUGGUGAGCCUACAGACAAUGCAGCGAGGUUCUAUAAGUGGUUUACAGAGGGGAAUGAGAGAGGGGAGUGGCUACAGAACCUUAAAUACGGAGUGUUUGGUCUUGGCAACAGGCAGUACGAGCAUUUCAACAAGGUUGCCAAUGUUGUGGAUGAGGUCCUUUCUGCCCAGGGUGGGAAACGCCUUGUCCCAGUGGGUCUUGGAGAUGAUGAUCAAUGCAUUGAGGAUGACUUCACUGCAUGGAGGGAAUUGGUGUGGCCUGAAUUGGAUCAGUUGCUUCGAGAUGAUGAUGAUCCGACAACAGUUACCACCCCUUACACUGCUGCUGUGUUGGAAUAUCGGGUUGUGUUCCAUGACUCUGCAGCUGCAUCAGCAGAUGAUAAAAGUUGGGCUAAUGCAAAUGGACAUGCUGUGUAUGAUGCUCAGCAUCCAUGCAGAUCAAAUGUGGCUGUGAGAAAGGAGCUUCACACUUCUGAAUCUGAUCGUUCUUGCAUCCACCUGGAAUUUGAUAUUUCUGGCACUGGACUUUCAUAUGAAACUGGGGAUCAUGUUGGUGUUUACUGUGAGAAUCUAAGCGAAGUUGUAGACGAGGCAUUGAACAUAUUGAGUUUGUCACCAGAUACUUAUUUCUCUGUCCACACUGAUAAAGAGGAUGGUACACCAUUUGGUGGAAGCUCAAGCUCCUUGCCACCUCCUUUCCCACCUUGUACCAUAAGAACAGCAUUGACUCGAUAUGCUGAUCUUUUAAGUUCACCAAAAAAGUCUGCCCUACUCGCUUUAGCAGCUCAUGCUUCUGAUCCAACCGAAGCUGACCGAUUAAGACAUCUUGCAUCACCUGCUGGAAAGGAUGAAUAUGCACAAUGGAUGGUUGCUAGUCAGAGAAGCCUUCUUGAGGUCAUGGCUGAAUUUCCAUCAGCAAGGCCCCCACUUGGUGUCUUCUUUGCAGCAGUUGCCCCACGCUUGCAGCCCAGAUUCUAUUCAAUCUCAUCAUCCCCAAGGAUGGCUCCAUCACGGAUUCAUGUUACUUGUGCAUUAGUUUACGAGAAAACACCAACAGGACGGGUUCACAGAGGAGUGUGUUCUACCUGGAUGAAGAAUGCUGUGCCCCUGGAGAAAAGUCAUGAUUGCAGUUGGGCUCCUAUUUUUGUUAGGCAAUCAAACUUCAAACUCCCAGCAGAUACUAAAGUGCCUAUUAUCAUGAUUGGCCCUGGCACAGGAUUGGCUCCUUUCAGGGGUUUCCUCCAGGAAAGAUUAGCUCUGAAAGAAGCUGGAGCAGAACUGGGACCCUCCAUCUUUUUCUUUGGAUGCAGGAACCGUAGAAUGGAUUAUAUUUAUGAAGAUGAGCUGAACACCUUUGUUGAGACUGGAGCUCUCUCCGAGCUGGUUGUUGCCUUCUCACGUGAGGGACCCACCAAGGAGUAUGUGCAGCAUAAAAUUAUGGAGAAGGCCUCGGAUAUUUGGAACCUGGUCUCUCAAGGAGGUUAUAUUUAUGUAUGUGGUGAUGCCAAAGGCAUGGCUAGAGAUGUCCAUAGAACUCUUCAUACCAUUGCUCAAGAACAGGGAUCUCUUGACAGCUCCAAAGCUGAGAGCAUGAUAAAGAAUCUGCAAAUGACUGGUAGGUAUCUACGUGAUGUAUGGUGAUUAUUGUUCCUCCAUUUGGAAGAGGAGGAAGAAACCUAUAGGAAUUUGCCGUAAAAUACAAAGCAGCAAGGGGCCACCUUGUUUGGGGGUUAGAAAACAUUGUGGGGCUUUAAUUUGAUGCCUUUCAAUUGCCACCAUUUACUACCUUGCAAGGACAAUUGGACAUGUCUUCUCCCUAGAAGUCGGUUUUGUGAUUCUUUUUUUACUUCUACCAUUUGAAGGAUUCUUUUGUUCUUGUAAUUUAAAUAUAUACAUAAUAAUAUAUAAUAAUUAUCGUUAGGCAUAUGAGUAAUGGAUUGGGCUCUAAUGUUCCUUGUAUGAAAUGAACCAAGAAGAUGGUUCAGAUGACAAACAAACAAUGUUCUCCUUUUAUGUAAUUGUAUUGCAUGGAUUGAAAACUUGGUAUCUGAAGUAAACGAAGUUCUUAUUGUCA
This is a messenger RNA of Quercus robur (English oak), 2882 nucleotides long. Its product is annotated as NADPH--cytochrome P450 reductase 2-like. The record is from RefSeq and is a predicted model, not a curated record. Bases 311 to 2449 code for a protein of 712 amino acids. Gene Ontology annotation, cellular component: cytosol. The transcript has 18 exons. Gene Ontology annotation, molecular function: FMN binding; NADPH-hemoprotein reductase activity; flavin adenine dinucleotide binding. Lineage: Eukaryota; Viridiplantae; Streptophyta; Magnoliopsida; Fagales; Fagaceae.